AUAACAUAUUAAUAUGUGGGGCCAAAUAUGCCUAACAUAAUUUUAUCAUCAUAUUUUAUAUUUUUUGACUCAAUGUCAUAUCUCAAUUCUCAAAUCUCUCAGUAACUGUAUUGUAACCUGAAUUAGCAUAAAAAAUGGUGUUCUUGAGCUGGGGUCGACCAUCUCCAAAAGACCAAAAGGCUUGCAUCAACAAAUCAGGUACCUUCAACUAUGAUGGUAAAUACAAAGGAUUUACUGCUAAAUCAAUAUCUUCCCUUGAACAAGAUGAAGGGUUGUCCAAAGAUGGGUUUUCACUUAACAACAAACGAGUUCUGUUGGGUUCUGGUGCUGAGGUUUUUGAGAAUGCUAAGAUUGCCCUCAAAAGUUGGAGGCAUUUUGGAUUGGAUUGGACAUUUGUUGAUCCAAAGACACAAAUUAAACAGGGAGAGAAGUUUUGUGUUUGUGUGAAGGAGUUCCUGCCAUGGGUUAUGAUGCCUCUUCAGGUUGUGUAUGUGAACGAAAGCAGUGCCGCCAAAAGGAAGCGUGUGGCAUCCUUUGGUUUUGGAAGUGGAACUCUUCAUGGUCACUUGCUGGCAGCAGAAGAGCGCUUUUCGGUCGAGAUUGAUGAGAACAAUCAAGUGUGGUAUGAAGUACUUUCCUUCUCGAAACCUGCGCACAUUUUAUCAUUUGUUGCAGCACCAUAUGUUAAACUUAGGCAAAAAUAUUUUGCUGAUCAAUCUGCCAAGGUAAUGCUGAAGCAUAUUAGUUCUUCAAAAUAGGAAAUGUUACCAUCAAACAGAGGGAUUUGAAGCUUACACUUCAGUUCCUAUUAGGUUGCAUAAGCAUAAUUACACCGCCAAGUUCUGACGGAUAUUUUCCGUUGGUAAUUUCCGAUGGUAAUGUGCGUGUUUCCGGUAGGGUGAUUUGUAAAAAGAGCUCAGCCACAUUGAGUCUUAUCAUUCUCCAAACUUUGUAUCUAUUGAUCACCCUGCUGAUGCACCUUUUCUACAUGUAUCAUAUAUGUUAUUCAGUUGUUUUCGCC
Molecule: messenger RNA, 1021 nt
Organism: Arachis stenosperma
Lineage: Eukaryota; Viridiplantae; Streptophyta; Magnoliopsida; Fabales; Fabaceae
Product: UPF0548 protein At2g17695-like
Exons: 5
Coding region: 135-758 (207 amino acids)
Source: RefSeq, a predicted model, not a curated record